Messenger RNA from Adineta ricciae, 753 nucleotides. NCBI's taxonomy places the organism in Eukaryota, Metazoa, Rotifera, Eurotatoria, Adinetida, Adinetidae. The record is from the annotation of a GenBank genome assembly.
AUGGCAUAUAGUCGACCAAGUGGACCAUCUCGACAACCGGAACCACUAGAACCACCAAUUGGUUUUCUAGAAUCGAUGAGAGAAUCGUAUAGUUUAGGGGUGAACGACAACAUGAUGCCGCAGAUAAACUUGCCGGUUUCAUCGCCAUUGCCACUCAACAGAUCUCAAUACGAUAUGAACACAUCGAAUAAUAUAUCAGCACGUGGUUUCGAUCGAUAUUCGAUGAAUAAUUCGUAUACGAGAAAUAACGACCACAGGUUAUCAUCGACACUUGAUCAUAGUCCUUAUACUGUCAAAUCACCAGACUCGCCGUUGCCAUUGUCACCAGUCAACGCAGGACAAGCAACAUUGGGAAAGAGUCAAUGGUCAAGCGAUCAAAACUACAACAAACAAUCUGAUCAAUGGUCGCCCGCACCGUUAAAUUCGACUCGUAAUGACACAACAUCAAAUGACCGUUAUUCGUCGAAUACGACAUAUACGCAAAUUAUUGAACGAUCACCACCGACUAACAACUCGGGUAAAUCGUAUGAACCAUGGACACCGACUAGUUCAUUUACUAAAACAUCGAAUAAGACUACCAGUAGUACAAGUGCAUCCGAUAUUCAAAUGAUCAAAAGUGCGAAUAAAUCAUCCGGCGUAACAACCAAUUGGUGCUCUCCUCGCUGUAAAUUGGGUGUACUUGGAUUCGUUAUCGGACUUCUUGCAGUCGGAAUCGGAGUAGCUGUUGUGUUAGUCUUAUGGCUUAGACGAUAA